Messenger RNA from Polistes canadensis, 2857 nucleotides. It is a transcript of the gene Hbg2, whose product is annotated as maltase 1-like. The record is from RefSeq and is a predicted model, not a curated record. Lineage: Eukaryota; Metazoa; Arthropoda; Insecta; Hymenoptera; Vespidae. The transcript has a single exon. Bases 1130 to 2851 code for a protein of 573 amino acids. Gene Ontology annotation, biological process: carbohydrate metabolic process.
GAUAAUAUAACUUAGUUUUAAAAAGAAAAUAUAUAUUAAAAUGGUUAAAACUUUGUUAAGAUCUUCGUCGAAUAUUAUUCGCGAUAAGUUUAACGCGGUAGCGGCGUAGUAACAGCCAAGGAAAUGUAUUCCUCUUUGUGAACCCUUUUCCGGGCUUCGUGAAAGAGCAAUGUUCACUUACUUCCACGCACUUUCUGAAAGUAAGUAAGAAAGUAAAAUCUCGUAGUAAGUAAGGGCCCGAUCCAACCCACAAACCCACCUCACGUAUAAUUAGCUAUAACCACGAUAGCGGUUAUGAGAGGGCAACGCUCGUAAACGUCUCGAACACGCGAGAAGGUGCGCAACCUCGAUGUUUACAGUCUUUCAAAUAGCGUGGGUGGCUUAAAGAAUCUUAUCGUUCUUAUACUAUAACACAUCUUACGUUGUAUACAGUUACGUUAUUACUGCAUCAUAUUAGUUAACUUUUGUUUGUUCAACUAUCUGACUUUCUCUUUGCUCUCAUGUAGUAUCAUGGAUUUUCUUCUUUUGAUUUUGUGUUCUCUUGUUGUAUUAUUAUUCAUUUUAUAUAUAAAGUAAACUUUGAAUUUACCUAAUGUUAGGUUUACUUCAUAUAACUUUUAUGCAAUCUCGUUUCCUCGCGUCUACAAUUUGUUGUAUUAUCAACAAUUUAUGAACUGACGAGAAAAUUUACGUUUAUUGCUCACGGACGAAUCGUAAAAAGAUUGAAAAUAACCAACUCGGAGGGCAUAAAUCAUAACAUUGAUGGAUUGCAAAAGUGAAACGAUAAUAAAGGGGUAUAUACAGAUAAGCGAGAUUCCGUUAUUCAUAUUUUAACGCGAACAGAUUUAUCAUAGCGAAGGAAAAACAAUCAAGAAUCCGUUUUUUCUUUCUUUCUUUCCUCCUUUUUUCCCCCUCUCGCGUAAUCAUACUCCAGGAAUCCGGUAUGCAAAAAGUUUAUCUUUGACGAGGUACUUCAUUUUGUUUUAUCGAUGGCUAUCUAUUUUUUCAUUAUAAGCGAAAGAUAAUAUAUCAAUAUGUUUACCUACUUGACAUAUUUGUUUUUUUAGAGAAUCGAUUACUAUAAAUGAUCGAUCUAUCGUCUUGUUGGAGUCAGUAACAUAAUUCGAAAAUGUUGCAUACGUUGGUUAGAGUAGUAUUUUUGGGCGUUUGCCUGAUUUCCGUGGCAUUGGCUGCGAACAACGAUUGGUAUAGGAACAGUUUGAUCUAUCAGAUUUAUCCUAGAAGUUUCAAGGACAGCAAUGGAGACGGUAUUGGUGAUUUGAACGGUAUCACAAGCAAAUUGGAACAUAUCGCGGAUAUCGGGGCCGAUGCACUUUGGUUAUCGCCGAUUUUUACUAGCCCCCAAGCUGAUUUCGGCUACGACAUAUCGAAUUUCACAGACAUCAAUCCUGAAUACGGUACUCUGGCAGAUUUUGACAGGCUCGUGGCAAAAGCAAAAUCACUCGGUCUGAAGGUAUUACUCGAUUAUGUACCAAAUCAUAGCUCGCACGAGCACGAAUGGUUUAAAAAAAGUAUAAAGAGGAUUAAACCGUACGACGAGUAUUAUAUUUGGAAAAAUGCGACAUACGUUAAUGGUCAAAGAAGACCACCCAACAAUUGGCUUUCCGUAUUCGGAGGAUCCGCAUGGGAAUGGAAUCAAGAACGUGGCCAAUAUUAUUUCCAUCAAUUUGUUGCCGGUCAACCCGAUCUCAACUACCGUAACAUGGCUUUGGAUCAAGAGAUGAAGAAUGUUUACUCCUUCUGGAUGAACCGUGGGGUUGAGGGAUUCCGUAUUGAUGCUAUUAACCAUAUGUUCGAGGAUCCGAGAUUCUUGGACGAGCCAUCGGCAAACCGUCCCGAUCUCCCGUCAGACGAUUACGAUACUCUUGAUCACAUUUACACAAAGAAUCAGAAUGAGACUUACACCGUACUUUCCAGUUGGAGAAAAUUACUCGACAAACAUUCGGCCGAUAUGAAAACCGAUUAUAAGAUGAUACUUACGGAAGCUUAUGCGGGUUUCGAUCUUACGGUGAAAUAUUACAAUGCCGGUUCUACGGUACCAUUCAACUUUAUGUUCAUAGCAGAUCUUAAUAACCAAUCUUCGGCUUCCGAUUUCAAGCUAUCGAUCGAUCGAUGGAUGAACAAUCUUCCUUCAAGCAAUACGGUCGGUAAUUGGGUCGUUGGCAAUCAUGACAAUCAUCGAGUUGCCAGUAGGUAUGGAAUGAAACGUGCCGAUAAAUUGAGCAUGUUGUCAAUGGUUUUACCAGGCAUAGCUGUUGUUUACAACGGCGAUGAAAUAGGUAUGUUGGACAGACCUUUUACUUAUGAAGAAACAGUAGACCCGGCCGGUUGUCAAGCAGGCCCAAGUAGGUAUCACCUUAAAUCGAGAGAUCCAGAAAGGACACCGUUCCAAUGGGACAGUACUACGAGUGCUGGUUUCUCGACGAGUAACAAAACUUGGCUUCCGGUUCAUUUCAAUUACAAGACCUUGAAUUUGGCGGUACAAAAGAAUAGUCCUGUCUCUCAUUAUAAGGUAUUUAAGGCCAUGAGUGCGUUGAAGAAGAAGCCUGUUAUCAAGAACGGAUCUCUAGAAGUUAUCCUAGUUACCGAGAAAGUUUUGGGUGUUGUACGUAGGAACCAAGGUUCGAUCGUGGUUCUGCUGCUCAAUUUCUCAGACUACCCUGUUCAAGUCGAUGCCAGAACGUGGUUGAACAUUCCCGAACAACUUGUAGUAUAUAUAUCUAGUGUCGGAUCUAAGAUCAACACCGGUACUAGAGUCAAUACCGCUUCUUAUAUUUUGCCCGGAGCAGCUUCCGUUGUUCUUGUAUCCCCAAAUGUCUUAUAUUAUUAGUUCGGA